Molecule: messenger RNA, 822 nt
Organism: Saccharomyces paradoxus
Lineage: Eukaryota; Fungi; Ascomycota; Saccharomycetes; Saccharomycetales; Saccharomycetaceae
Gene: GMH1
Product: Gmh1p
Exons: 1
Coding region: 1-822 (273 amino acids)
Cellular component (GO): Golgi membrane
Source: RefSeq, a predicted model, not a curated record
AUGUCAUAUUUACCGACUUAUUCCAACGACUUGCCAGCAGGCCAGCAAGGUCAGAGGAAGCGCAGUGAUGGUAAUGAGAAUAGUUCAGGAAGAGGAUAUGGUCAACAAUCUGUGCCGAUGGUAAUCAAGAGGCUAUUUAAAACACCAAAGAAUUUGGACCUCGAGACAGCCAGCUGGGAAAUGUUCCAUCUGAUUUUCCAUCCAAGAAAGGCUUAUAGGUCAAUAUAUUAUCAGCGACAGACGAAAAAUCAGUGGGCUAGAGACGACCCCUCUUUCUUCAUCUUCCAGAUAGCUUUGAUUUCACUCAGCUCUAUUAUUUGGUCAAUUUAUAAUUCAGGUUUUAAUAAUGAGAGUGAUAUGGGGUUUUUUGGCAUUAUAGGCCAUUUUUUCAAAAGUUUAGUAAUGAUGGUGGUUUUAGACUUCUUCAUAUUUGGGUUUAUUAUGGCGACGAUUUUUUACCUUUUGUUGAAUAGAUCACAUUUUAAAUUCAAAUCCAGCCAAAAUAGCGUUGUAGAAUGGGCUUAUUGUUUUGAUGUUCAUUGUAAUUCAUUUUUAAUCAUCUUACUGUGCCUAUACUUCAUUCAGUUUUUAUUGUUGCCUAUAAUCAAUCUACAAAAUUGGAUUUCUUUACUCAUUGGUAAUUCGUUAUACUGUUUCGCUAUUGGCCAUUAUUUUAUUUUAACGUUUUAUGGCUACAACCAGUUGCCGUUCUUGAAAAAUUUGAACUUUAUACUUUUACCAACGUUAGGAUUAUCAAUAAUUUACCUAAUUAGUUUAUUUGGCAUCGACUUAUCCAAAAAAUUGAGUUUUUACAACUACUGA